CCCGUCCGUGGGCAGCGCCGAUCUGCAUAUGAGGCUGGCAGGAGGCUGGCUCCAGCGCCUCUUUCCUCCUCUUGCGGAUUGGGGAUAAACUGCAAGCAGGAGGGGCUGAGAGCAGCAACAGUAACACCCGGCUACCGGAUCUCAGUAGCAUGGCAUCAAGGAGAAUGGAGACCAAGCCAGUCAUAACGUGUCUGAAGACCCUGCUCAUCAUCUACUCCUUCGUCUUCUGGAUUACCGGUGUCAUUCUUCUAGCUGUUGGCGUGUGGGGAAAACUUACAUUAGGAACAUAUAUCUCUCUCAUUGCUGAAAACUCCACCAAUGCUCCCUAUGUCCUCAUCGGAACCGGAACUACAAUCAUUGUCUUCGGACUCUUUGGAUGCUUUGCCACUUGCCGUGGUAGCCCAUGGAUGCUGAAACUGUAUGCAAUGUUUCUAUCCUUGGUAUUCCUGGCUGAACUGAUUGCCGGAAUCUCAGGUUUUGUGUUUCGACAUGAGAUCAAGGAUACUUUUCUUAGGACUUACACCGAAGCUAUCCAGAACUACGAUGGGAAUGAUGAAAGAAGUCGCGCAGUUGAUGACGUUCAAAAAAGUUUGAGUUGCUGUGGAGUUCAGAGCUACACCAACUGGACUAACAGCGCUUAUUUUCAAGAACAUGGUAUCCCACCCAGCUGCUGCUCCAAUAUGAGCGACUGCAACCCAUCAGAUAUGCGCAACAUGACUAUUGCUCCAACUAAAGUGUAUCAGAGGGGCUGCUAUGACCUGGUCACUGACUUCAUGGAAACUAACAUGGGAAUCAUAGCCGGGGUGGCUUUUGGAAUUGCGUUUUCACAGCUGAUUGGAAUGCUGUUGGCGUGCUGUCUUUCCCGGUUUAUCACUGCAAAUCAGUACGAGAUGGUGUAACAUGGAUUCACCCAUUACUACAUCAGGAGCUGAAGAAAUGAAGAAGGAAUUUACAGAAUGUUAGAGCACACAACACAUUUACCAAGCACUCCGUGUUCCCAUUUUGUAGUGUAACCAUCCGUUCCAGUAAAGUUGUGCCAUGAAGAGUAGCCUAUAUAGUGUCUAACUGCACACUUCCUUCCGGGAAGGCUUUUCGUAUGAUGGCACUCUAUAUGUGUUCUUUAGUCAUAUCGUAGUUGUAUUGUUACUAUGAUAAUCCAUUAACUGCCUCGACCUGGCUGUGCAUGCAGUGGCUGAUACAAACAAAGGGACAAAGACGUCCUUACAAAUGGUUUAUUAAAUGUUCCACGCAUUUAUAUAAAUCAGUACAUGAAAAACAAAUAUAUCCUAUCUAAUCUUUUUUAUAUAUAUCUCUAUAUAUUUAUUUAAAAGGCAUACUUCCUUUUUAUUUUGCCAUAUACCACAUCAAGUAAAAUAAAUCUGUGAUAUUACAAUACUUGAAGAGUCAUGUUGAACUAUGUUGUGCUUUGAAUGGCAUCCAGUAGGCCUAAAGCUAGGCUGCACCCUGGAUUCUUACUCUGUGCUGUAUGCCUAAUGCUAAUGAUCUUCGUCUUGUGAAUUUUUUGCUUCAGGUUCCGAGAUCUUGUGUUUCACUGUUACUAAACUGUUGUUGCUUACUGUGAAGGAAAUAUAUCAAGGCUUUUUUAUCCUUUAGUGUACAGCUAACCUCAGUUGUGUUGUCAUGCGUAUUCCUUUCGUUCUUUCUUCCUAGCUAAUGUUCUUCCUGUUUUGUCCUGCACAUGUUGCUUUGGAAGUACAGCAACCAAAUGAUAUUUUACGGAAAGGGUGAAAACUUAAGUCUGGGUAAGGGCAGACAUAGGAAAUGUUUAGAUCUUUUUAAGGAAAAAUUUGGAAAAUAUUUUUUUUCUUAUAAUGUCUCCAUCUAGCAUGCCGAGGAAAAUGCUUUGAUAUUGUGAGCAUUUGUGAUAUAUAUUAAUAAACUGAACUACAAAGAAA
Messenger RNA from Bufo bufo (common toad), 1916 nucleotides. RefSeq names its product tetraspanin 7 (gene TSPAN7). Gene Ontology annotation, cellular component: membrane. NCBI's taxonomy places the organism in Eukaryota, Metazoa, Chordata, Amphibia, Anura, Bufonidae. The record is from RefSeq and is a predicted model, not a curated record. The transcript is spliced from 8 exons. The coding region runs from base 150 to 899 and encodes 249 amino acids.